UUUUCAGGACAGAAAGUUCAUUCUGUAUUACCGCUAGUAUGUGGAAAUACUUACCAGUUGACUAGUCCAAUAGCAAUAAUUUAAUUCAAUUCAAUGUUUUUGGCUCCACCCCACUCCUGUAUGUCAUCUCUCCAAAAUAUAAUGAAUUGUUCAUAUUUACUCUCUAAAAACCCAAUCAUUGGUCAACAAUAACAUGUUUUCUCUCUUUUGAUCUCCAUUGCCAGACAAGAAUUCCACCCCCAUUACCUUCCAAAUCUUCCAAGAAUUGAUGGCAUCAUCAUCUUCUCCUUCUGAGAGUAAUUCACAGUAUUCAUGUCCUCAACAGAAGUGCAAGUACGAUGUCUUUCUAAGUUUUAGAGGCUUAGAUACUCGCAAUAAUUUUACAAGUCACUUGUACAAAGCUUUGACAAACAGGGUAAUACUCACCUUUCUAGAUGAUGAAAGUCUAGAGAGUGGUGAUACCCUCUGGAUAGAACUAGAGAAAGCUAUGGAAGAGUCUCAAGUUGCUGUAAUCAUUUUCUCAAAAAAUUAUGCUACAUCGAGUUGGUGCUUGGAUGAACUAGUGAAGAUUAUGAAAUGCAAGGAAGAUAAUGGACAAACAGUCAUACCAGUCUUCUAUGAUGUGGAUCCAUCACAUGUUCGAUACCAAAGUGAGAGCUUUAAAGAAGCCUUUGCCAGACACGAAUCGAGGUAUACGGAUGAGAAGAUCGAAGGAUGGAGGACUGCUUUAAUUGCUGCUGCAAAUAUAAAAGGACACAAUAUCCGUGAUAGGAAUGAAGCACACUUUAUUGAGGAUCUUGUUAAUGAAAUUUGGCCCAAAUUAUGCACGACUUCUUUAUCUUCUUUGAAAGAUAUUGUGGGAAUAGAUGCUCAUUUAGAGAAAGUCAACUCCCUUCUAGAGAUGACAAUCAAUGAUGUCCGGAGGGUGUGGAUCUGGGGAAUUGGGGGAGUUGGUAAAACGACAAUAGCAAGAGCUAUUUUUGAUAUACACUCAUCUAAAUUUGAUGGUGCUUGUUUCCUUCCGGUCAGUAAAGAAAACAAGCAUGAAAUACAUUCUCUGCAAAGUAUUCUUCUCUCUAAACUGGCAGGGGGAAAAGAAAAUUGUGUGCUUGAUAAGGAGGACGGGAGGGACUGGAUGGCUCGUAGACUUUGUAGGAAGAAGGUUCUAGUUGUGCUUGAUAACAUAGAUCAUGAUGACCAACUGAAAUACCUUGCAGGGGAUCUUGGUUGGUUUGGCAAUGGCAGCAGAAUAAUUGCAACAACUAGGGACAGGCAUUUCACAAGGAAAACUGAUGCUGUAUAUCGUGUGACUACACUACUUGAACAUGAUGCAGUUAAGUUGUUCAACCAAUAUGCCUUCAAAGAUGAAGUUCCAGAUAAGUGUUUCGAGGAGAUGACGUUGGAGGUAGUACGUCAUGCUCAAGGCCUUCCUUUAGCCCUGGAAGUGUGGGGUUCUUCCUUUCGUGAGAAGAAUAUUAUUAGGUGGAGAAGUGCUGUUAACGGAUUAAAGAAAAACUUUAAUUCAAAAAUUCUUGGAAUACUCAAAGUAAGUUAUGAUGGGUUGGAGCCCAAAGAACAAGAGAUAUUUCUAGAUAUUGCAUGCUUCUUAAAAGGGAGAGAACAAACCAAGAUCAAAGAAAUUCUAGAGAGCUGUGAUUUUGAAGCUGCUGAUGGAUUGGGGGAGUUAAUUGACAAAUCUCUUGUGUUCAUCUCUGAAAAAGAUACGAUUGAAAUGCAUGACUUAAUACAAAAGAUGGGCAAACACAUAGUGACAGUGCAAAGGGAAGAACUCAGCAGACUAUGGCUCACUGAAGAUUUCGAAGAAUUCUCAAAAGCAAGUAUACAAGGGGCCAGGUCAAUUGAAGCAAUCUGGGUACAAGAAAUUCAAUACCUAAGCUUUAGGGAAAACGCCAUGAAUGCUGUGAAAAACCUUAGGAUAUUAUACAUCAAUGGUUUUAAUACACAUGAUGGCUCCAAUGAUCAGUACCUUCCCAGCAAGUUGCGUUGGUUUGACUGUUGUAAAUAUCCUUGGGAAUCAUUGCCAGAAAAAUUUGAUCCUGACAAGCUUGUUCAUCUUGAUCUCCAGCAGAGUUCACUGCUUCAUUUAUGGACUGAAACAAAGAAAUUUCCUUCCCUACGGAGGCUAGUUCUCAGCGGCUGUGAAAACCUCAGGGGAACACCAGAUUUCACGGAUAUGCCAAAUUUAGAGUAUUUGGGUCUGGAAGAGUGUAGUAAUCUUACGACGGUUCACCAUUCCCUAAAAGAUUCCAAAAAACUCAAGAAGUUAAAUUUGAGAGAUUGUAAAAGGCUUGCGACAUUUGAAUUUGUCAGCGGGGUGUCUCUUGAAUAUCUAGAUAUACAAGGUUGCUCUGGUUUAGAGAAAUUUCCAAGCAUCAAGGAAAAAGGGAAGCGGAAGAAAAGGAUUCAUGUGCAAUGCUCUGGGUUAAGUGAACUACCAUCAGCUAUGAUUGAGCACCAAUCUAGUCUUACAAAUCUAGAUUUGAGUGGCAUGAAAAACCUUGAAAAACUUUCACGCAGCAUUGGCAAGUUGAAACAUUUGGUGAUGCUAAAAGUGUCCUACUGCUCAAAACUCAGUAGCUUGCCAAAAGAGAUAGGUCAUUUAGAAAACUUGGAGGAGCUUGAUGCCAGCUAUACUCUAAUUUCACAACCUCCGUCUUCCAUCUUCCGCUUGAACAAGCUUAAAUUAUUGACUUUUGCAAAACAAAAAUCAGAAGCAGGCCUCGAAGAUGGAGUGCACUUUGUCUUCCCUCCGGUGAAUGGAGGGCUACACUCAUUGGAAGAUCUGGAUCUCAGUUACUGCAAUUUAUUAGAUGGAGGACUUCCGGAAGACAUUGGAUCCUUAUCCUCUUUGAAAGAGUUGAAUCUCAGCUACUGCAAUAUAAUAGAUGGAGGACUUCCGGAUGACAUUGGAUCCUUAUCCUCUUUGAAAAAGUUGAAUCUCAGGGGAAAUAACUUUGAGCAUUUGCCUCAAGGCAUGGCCCGACUUGGUUCUCUUCAGUCGUUGAACUUAUUAGAUUGCAAGAGUCUUACACAGCUGCCAGAAUUUAUACCGCAAUUAGGCACAAUAUAUGCCGAUCGGAGAAAUGAUUCGAUCUAUAAUUCGUUGUUUCAUAAUAUCUCAUCAUCAUCAGUGCCGGGCUCAAGAUCUUUGCUCAGGAGGUUCGAAGUAUAAAUAAGAAGUUAAGGUGGUAAUGUAAGUGCGCGGUGAGCGUAGUUGCCGAGGAACAAAGAUGCAUUGAUAAGAAUUUUAGUGGAUCGACUGUAUUACAUAAGUUAAUUCCUAAAACACGUGAAAAUUAAAUGAUGAAAAAGGGAGUGAGACAGGGAAUUGUGCUAAAUUUAACUCACUUUAUUAUAGCGUAUUAAACAUGUCUUUUUACUUUUAUCAUGCUC
This is a messenger RNA of Solanum tuberosum (potato), 3414 nucleotides long. Its product is annotated as TMV resistance protein N-like. The coding region runs from base 269 to 3193 and encodes 974 amino acids. NCBI's taxonomy places the organism in Eukaryota, Viridiplantae, Streptophyta, Magnoliopsida, Solanales, Solanaceae. The transcript is spliced from 4 exons. Gene Ontology annotation, molecular function: ADP binding. Gene Ontology annotation, biological process: defense response; signal transduction. The record is from RefSeq and is a predicted model, not a curated record.